AUGGUUUUAGGCAACACAAAUGGAUAUGGCAGUAUGAUUCCUAGUGGCAACACAAAUGGAUAUGGCAGUAUGAUUCAUAGUGGCAAUACAAAUGAAUAUGGCAGUAUGAUUCAUAGUGUCAAUACAAAUGGAUAUGGCAGUAUGAUUCAUAGUGGCAAUACAAAUGAAUAUGACAGUAUGAUUCAUAGUGGCAAUACAAAUGAAUAUGGCAGUAUGGUUUAUAGAGGCAACAAAAAUGGAUAUGACAGUAUGAUUCAUAGUGGCAAUACAAAUGAAUAUGGCAGUAUGAUUCAUAGUGGCAAUACAAAUGAAUAUGACAGUAUGAUUCAUAGUGGCAAUACAAAUGAAUAUGGCAGUAUGGUUUAUAGAGGCAACAAAAAUGGAUAUGACAGUAUGAUUCAUAGUGGCAAUACAAAUGAAUAUGACAGUAUGAUUCAUAGUGGCAAUACAAAUGAAUAUGGCAGUAUGAUUCAUAGUGGCAAUACAAAUGAAUAUGGCAGUAUGAUUCAUAGUGGCAAUACAAAUGAAUAUGGCAGUAUGAUUCAUAGUGGCAAUACAAAUGAAUAUGACAGUAUGAUUCAUAGUGGCAAUACAAAUGGAUAUGACAGUAUGAUUCAUAGUGGCAAUACAAAUGAAUAUGGCAGUAUGGUUUAUAGAGGCAACAAAUAUGAAUAUGACAGUAUGGUUCAUGGUUUUAGCAUGUUGGCAUUCCAAUGUUUACCUUUUCACAAAGAAAAGGAACAUUAUCUUGUCUCACAAUGA
Messenger RNA from Mytilus trossulus (common blue mussel), 762 nucleotides. RefSeq names its product insoluble matrix shell protein 4-like. Bases 1 to 762 code for a protein of 253 amino acids. The record is from RefSeq and is a predicted model, not a curated record. The transcript has a single exon. Lineage: Eukaryota; Metazoa; Mollusca; Bivalvia; Mytilida; Mytilidae.